Molecule: messenger RNA, 1050 nt
Organism: Rhodofomes roseus
Lineage: Eukaryota; Fungi; Basidiomycota; Agaricomycetes; Polyporales; Fomitopsidaceae
Exons: 4
Source: RefSeq, a predicted model, not a curated record
UGUGCAAGCUGCAGCGAAGGUCGUGCGGAGUACCGGUGCGACGACUGUAACGACCUACAGUUGUACUGCCAGGAGUGUGCCAUAGAGCGGCACCUUUGCAAUCCGUUCCAUCGCUUACAGUGCUGGUCCGGGACGCACUUCCGAAGGACGACGUUGAAGAAAAUAGGCUUCCGCAUUCAGCUUGGCCACCCGCCCGGAGAACGAUGCCGCAACCCGGUCAAGGCGUUUGCGGACGAUUUCAUCGUCCUGGACGUCUCUGGCGUGAACGAGGUCGCCGUCGACUACUGCGGAUGCGAAACGGCGCAAGCCAAAUCGAUCCAGUUGCUUCGCUCCCGGCUUGUCCCAGCAACUGGCGUUGAUCCGAAGACCGCCGCCACAUUCCGUCUAAUGGAGUUCUACCACCUUCUACAUAACCAAUCGAAGGUCUCCGGGUUUGAGUUCUACAACACGCUCACUCGUCGGACCGAUAAUACAGGAACUUGCGAAAUCAAGUCUCGGUACACCAGCUUCAUGCGAAUGGCGCGCAUGUGGUACCACCUCAAGCUCCUCAAGCGAUUUGCCCGUGGCCAUGAUCCACGCGGGGCGAAGGCGACAGCUCCGGGCUCUUGCGCGGUGCUUUGUCCUGCAUGCCCGCAACCCGGUAUCAACCUACCCGCAGACUGGGCUUCAGCUCCCCCGGAACGAAGCUGGCUGUAUCGUCUGUUCGUUGGAAUAGACGCUAACUUCCGGUUGAAACGGAAGAAAGUGUCGUCAGAUUCAGCAGAUCCCGGCUUUAACAAUGGGAUCGCCUAUUUUGUGGAGGAACGCGCGUACAAGGAGCAUUUGGACAAGCACGACAAGCACGACAUUGAGGACACCAGCACGUGCAACAACCAUGACGCGGUCAAGCUCGCGAACAUGCGGGGAAGUCAUGGUACGGCGGCUAGUGGCGUCGCAACGGUCGAGUGCGUUCGGCAUGACAUGAAGCGCCCAUGCUCCGUUGGCGACCUGCAGAAGGGUGAAAGGCAAGUAAUGACUGUAGUGGAUGUAGAUUCCCUGUACUCAUCGUGA